UGGCACAGUGGUUAAAGCGAUCGACAGCUAACCGAAAGGUUGGCAGUUCGAAACCAGCAGCAGCUCGGUGGGAGAAAGGCCUCCUCCAAGCUCGCCUUGCUGCUGCUGCUGGAGGGAGGAAUGUUCUUGUCCCCUGCAACGCCCUCCAGCCUGCUAGAGAAGGUCUUCCAGCACAUCGAUCUGCAUCAGGAUGAAUUUGUACAGAUGCUUAAGGAGUGGGUGGCUGUGGAGAGCGACUCUGUUCAACCCGUGCCUCGGCUCAGACAAGAACUCUUGAAAAUGAUGGACAUGGCGGCAGACAAGCUUCAGCGUCUGGGAGCCAGCGUGGACUUGGUGGACAUGGGCACUCAGCAGUUUCCUGAUGGUCAGAAUCUUCCAAUUCCUCCCACCAUCCUGGCCGAGCUGGGGAACGACCCCAAGAAGCCCACCGUGUGCUUUUAUGGCCAUCUGGAUGUGCAGCCAGCCAACAAGGAGGACGGGUGGCUGUCAGACCCAUACACACUGACAGAGGUGGACGGAAAACUUUAUGGACGAGGAGCAACAGACAACAAAGGCCCUGUUCUAGCUUGGAUCAAUGCUGUGAGUGCUUUUGGAGCCCUGGAUCAGGACCUCCCUGUGAAUGUUAAGUUCAUCAUCGAAGGGAUGGAAGAAGCUGGUUCUAUUGCACUGGAGGAAGUUGUCAGAAGAGAAAAGCAGCGUUUUUUCUCCAGUGUGGACUACAUUGUGAUUUCCGAUAACCUGUGGGUUAGCAGAAGGAAGCCAGCACUCACCUACGGAACCCGCGGAAACAGCUACUUUACGGUGGAGGUGAAAUGUAGAGACCAGGAUUUUCACUCGGGAACCUUUGGAGGCAUCCUUAACGAGCCGAUGGCGGAUUUGGUUGCUCUUCUUGGUAGCCUUGUCGAUUCGUCUGGUCAUAUUCUGAUCCCAGGAAUCUAUGACAGAGUGGCUCCACUCACAGAAGAGGAGAAACAAAUGUAUAAGAGCAUUGAUCUAGACCUCAGAGAGUACCGGAAUAGCACCCAGGUCGAGAAAUUUCUGUUCGACACCAAGGAGGAAAUUCUAAUGCACCUGUGGAGGUACCCAUCUCUUUCUAUUCAUGGGAUUGAGGGCGCAUUUGAUGAGCCUGGAGCCAAAACAGUCAUACCUGGCCGAGUCAUAGGAAAGUUUUCCAUCCGACUGGUCCCUCACAUGAAUGCGUCUGUGGUGGAGAAACAGGUGAAGUGGCAUCUUGAAGAUAUCUUCUCCAAAAGAAAUAGUUCCAACCAGAUGGCUGUUUCUAUGGUGCUAGGACUACAACCAUGGAUCGCAGAUAUUAAAGAUAAUCAGUAUCUGGCAGCAAAAAGAGCAAUCCGAACAGUGUUUGGAACGGAACCAGAUAUGAUCCGGGAUGGCUCAACCAUUCCCAUUGCAAAAAUAUUUCAGGAUAUCAUCCAGAAGAGUGUGAUGAUGCUUCCACUGGGAGCUGUUGAUGAUGGAGAACACUCUCAGAAUGAGAAAAUCAACAGGUGGAACUACAUAGAGGGAUCCAAAUUAUUCGCUGCCUUUUUCCUAGAGAUGGCUAAGCUGCAUUAA
This is a messenger RNA of Trichechus manatus latirostris (Florida manatee), 1575 nucleotides long. RefSeq names its product carnosine dipeptidase 1 (gene CNDP1). The coding region runs from base 121 to 1575 and encodes 484 amino acids. Gene Ontology annotation, molecular function: metallodipeptidase activity. The record is from RefSeq and is a predicted model, not a curated record. The transcript has 12 exons. Gene Ontology annotation, biological process: proteolysis. Gene Ontology annotation, cellular component: cytosol. Lineage: Eukaryota; Metazoa; Chordata; Mammalia; Sirenia; Trichechidae.